GGAAAGGUGAAACUGAAGAAGGACAGGUAACAACACCAGCAUAGAGCUUGGAACAAGAUAAUAAUGAGUGGUCUUCGUGUCUUUGGCCGCUUUCAAGCUGUUUUAAGGAGCCAGUACGUGAUUACCAAAAGCAUUAAGAAUCCACGAACGGUUCACAGUUGUUCUCUAAAUCUGCAAAGACAUGCUGGUGGGUGUGCCAGAGAGUCACUUCCUAUCAUUUUCGUCUCAGCCAAUGGACAGGAAAAAGAAAGUAAAAAAAUAAACACCGAGUAUGAAGAGGAAAUAUGUAAGAGUGAGAAAGUAGUGGCAUCAGAGAGUAACACUUCAUGUAGGCAUGUAACAGAACAAAAAGGUCCUCCUCCCUCUCCAUUGCCCCAAAGUUCAUCUGCAAACUUGGAUAAUGGAACAAAGGCCAGAAAGGUACAAAGCAAGAGAGGUGGUAGAAAAAAGGCACCCGUUUUCUGUGAUCCACCUUUAACUAAGGAGUCUCUUAAGAAUGUGUCCAGUGUAUGUGCAAUUGUGUUUGGUUACUAUAAGGUAUAUGCAACAACUAUGGGCCGCAAUCUUUCUCUGAAUAACAUGGUCACUAUUGAUGUAUCAACCGCAGUGAAGGAAGCGCAUUUGCACCAGCGGUUGUUGAGACGGGUCUAUAAUUCAAUUCUACCAGAACUUCCUAUGUCCAACCUGUAUGUGAUGGAAACUCAAAAUUAUGUGUAUAAAACCUUAAAACGAAUAAAACCACAAAUUCACAUGCAACUUGUGGAGUGCACACUCAAAACUGUAUUAAGUCAACAACAAAGACAUUCAGAACAUCCCGUCUACUUUGAAUCUAUACCAGGGCUGGUUAACAUGAGAUUUGGACUUGUCCAGGAUGGUGUACGCAUGCCUUGCAAAACUAUAGUCGAGGAGAUAUAUAAUGAAGAUUUGACAGAUACAGGAAUUAAAAUACCAAACUUUAUUUAUACAGAGUAUAAAAACAUGAAAGACAUUGACAGAGAAUUAAUGGGAUCUUGCAUUCUUUUGGGUGCUGCAUUUUGGAAACAUGGCCUGGAGUUAGAGAAGGGGCCUUCCUACUCACUCACAUGAUUUUCUUUGGUGGAAAGAGUUGUGCAUACCUUGCUGAUGAAUCUUACUUCAUGCAUGAUGUGCAUGUGUGACAGAUGCAUCAUCUCUAGAUCUUUUGUUCAUGUUUUACAAUCAUGUAAAUUAAAGGUACUCUGUGAUAUUUUCUCACUGGUGAAUCAUUGCUCUUUCUCUGCACUAAGAUUUGAUGUUUUAUUCCAUUUUAGAUUUAAUAAUUUAGUUUUAAAUGACUGACCUGUCAUUUAGACUAUGAGGCCCAUAUCAACAUUUACCCCUUCAGUUCAUAUUAAUAUCACCUUUGCAGUUUGCUUACAAAAUAAAUUUUAAUUUUUUGUUUGGGGCUUCUGUAA
Lingula anatina is the source of this 1433-nucleotide messenger RNA. RefSeq lists its product as uncharacterized. Gene Ontology annotation, cellular component: mitochondrial nucleoid. Gene Ontology annotation, molecular function: DNA polymerase processivity factor activity. The record is from RefSeq and is a predicted model, not a curated record. Lineage: Eukaryota; Metazoa; Brachiopoda; Lingulata; Lingulida; Lingulidae. Gene Ontology annotation, biological process: transcription elongation by mitochondrial RNA polymerase; mitochondrial transcription.